Serpula lacrymans var. lacrymans S7.9 is the source of this 832-nucleotide messenger RNA. RefSeq lists its product as uncharacterized. Bases 13 to 801 code for a protein of 262 amino acids. The record is from RefSeq and is a predicted model, not a curated record. Lineage: Eukaryota; Fungi; Basidiomycota; Agaricomycetes; Boletales; Serpulaceae. Gene Ontology annotation, biological process: regulation of transcription by RNA polymerase II. The transcript has 3 exons. Gene Ontology annotation, cellular component: nucleus; NuA4 histone acetyltransferase complex.
AUUCCGACCAUCAUGACAGCUCAGCUUGACGACCUCAAUGGAGAUCCAGAAUUUCUUGACAGCGUCCAAGGAGAGAUAUCAUUUUUUCGUUCGGUCAUGAGGGCACGGCCAGUUGGUCUGCAUCGCCAUUUUCAUGCACUCGCUAUACGCAAUGCUAUCCACAACGACACCGGUCGUAUGGUCCCCAUCGACAGAAUCUGGGCAAAAUUAAGAACAUGUUACGAUCUCGAUGCUCUUGAAGGUCUUUAUCAGGAAAUAGACGGAUACGACUCCCCUGGAUCCAGUCAAUCUACUCCUCGUGUAAUUGCUUCACCUUCGCCGUCCGAAAAUCUCUCAAGACAUCCAUAUUUUCGUGCAGAAUACACCAUUCCAUGUGACCAUACCUAUGAGUCAAUUAUUGCUGCACGUCGACUAAGAGCGACAGCAUCCUUGCCCUCUACACCGCUUGCACCAUCGCCUCAACAACCUACAAAAAGUCGUCGAACUCGUGUUUCCAAACGUGGAAGAAGUAAGCUCGACAUGGCUGGCCUAGUAGGAGGUGAUAGUGACAGUAGCGCAUUGACGCAGGAGAGCGGUGAUGAAGCUAUCGCGUUCACACCAAGAGACAGCGUAAUAACAGCAACUGAUGGUGGGACCGAAUUUGCAGAAGAAGAGGAGUCAGAGAUACAAGAACUAUCACCUGCAUCCUUCUCAAAAAGUGGGCGAGGUAGAAUAUCUAAACCCAAUAGAGGGGGUAUAUCUGGAAGAGUUAGAGCUGGAAUUACUAGCACAAGCCGUAGUAAUAAGAAGAGAAAAAAAUGAUGUUAAAGCAAAUACAUCUUUCCUUUGCUGC